Messenger RNA from Selaginella moellendorffii, 936 nucleotides. RefSeq names its product pentatricopeptide repeat-containing protein At4g35130, chloroplastic-like. Gene Ontology annotation, biological process: RNA modification. Lineage: Eukaryota; Viridiplantae; Streptophyta; Lycopodiopsida; Selaginellales; Selaginellaceae. The coding region runs from base 1 to 936 and encodes 311 amino acids. The record is from RefSeq and is a predicted model, not a curated record. The transcript is spliced from 2 exons. Gene Ontology annotation, molecular function: RNA binding; protein binding.
AUGUUGUCGCUGGAACCUCUAUCGUCAAAGUGUGGCAGAAUCAAGGAAGCAAAGCGUGUUUUUUGUCAAAUGCACGUACGCGAUGUUGUGACUUGGAACGCUAUGAUCUCCGCGCUUGCCCAGACCGGGCAUUGCAGAGAGGCGAUCAAUCUCUACAAGAAGAUGGGCGUUCAAAGGAAUUCGAGCAGUUUCAUGAGCGCCCUCGGUGCUUGUGCAUUUCUAGGAUCUCUGCAAGACGGCAAAAAAAUCCAUGCCGAGGUCAUUGCGAGAUUUGCCAGCUUGUCUCAUCGAUUUCUCGAGACUGGAGUGGGUAAUGCGAUGAUCAACAUGUAUGAAAAAUGGCAGCAAGCAGUCGAAGCAAAGAAAGUUUUUGAUUCAUUAAAAUUUAGAAAUGUGAUCACUUGGAACGCUACUAUUGCAGCAUUUGCCCAAAACGGGUAUUUCACAGAAGCCCUUGACUUGUACCAUUGUAUGGGCAGGGAUCUUCACUCGCGAAUCGCCGCGAGCGAGUGGAGCAGCGACGCAGUGGUGAUGAACAGCGUGAUGAGCAUGUUUGUGCGGUGCGGCAGCCCAGGCGAGGCCAAGCGCGUCUUCCUGGGUCUGAAGAACCGCUCCGCAGUGUCGUGGACGAUCGCGAUCGCUGCCACUGCACAGCAAGCGAGCAGCGGCGAGGCCGUGGAGCUGUUCUUGGGGAUGGUCCACCCGGAUUCCUACGCAUUCGCAGGGAUUCUCUUCGCAUGUAGCCAUGGAGGGCUUCUCGACACCGGAUGGAGCUGCUUCACAUCGAUGCGGCAGGAUUUUGGCGUGGAUCCGGGAGCCGAGCACUUAGAUCUUCUGGGUCGUGCGGGGCGAUCGAAUCAAGCCAAAGAGCUCCUCCUCGCCAUGCCCUUCUCUCUGGAUGAUAUUUCUUGGACGGCUUCCGUGUCUAUUAGGUGA